Molecule: messenger RNA, 927 nt
Organism: Lachancea sp. 'fantastica'
Lineage: Eukaryota; Fungi; Ascomycota; Saccharomycetes; Saccharomycetales; Saccharomycetaceae
Source: the annotation of a GenBank genome assembly
AUGUCUUACAAUCCCUAUGCGUACGCUCAGCAAGAUGAGGGCAAUAUGUAUUUGAACGAUCGCUCGCAACCCAAUGUAGGAGACGUUCCAGCACAACACUCAAAUCCGCAAAUUUUUGGCAAACCUCCACAACAGCAGCAUGCAAAUGGACCAAAUACCGCUUUUCCCUUCCAAGACCCUAGAUCUUCAGUCGCAUACCAAUUGGGGCAGUCAGCCUUCUCGAACAUCAUAGGACAGAACAACUUCAGCCAAAUUCAAGAAAAUUUCAGCAAAGCCACUGGCAACUCAUCAUCGUUGUCUCACUAUUUCCAGGUCUCCAAUAGCUAUGUCUUCCGCAAGCUGAAAAUCAUUUUAUUGCCUUUCCUGCACCGUAACUGGCAACGACUGCCGAUCCCACAGAACGGAACUAGCGUGGGUCCAAGCUUCCAAGUACCACGCGUUGAUGUGAACUCACCAGAUAUGUACAUUCCCGUUAUGGGCCUUGUCACUUACAUUCUGUGCUGGAACUUUCAGCAGGGUCUGCAGGGCUCUUUCGACCCGGGCAACUUGUACCAAAGGCUAUCCACGACACUAGCUUCAGUCUUGAUGGAUCUCUUCAUAUUGAAAAUGGGUCUUUUUCUACUAGUGACAGCAAAAUCACCAACCACCAGCAUAACCGAGCUGGCAUGCUACGUCGGCUACAAGUUUGUUCCCUUGACUUUGGCGUUGCUCUUGCCCUCGAAGCCAUACUUUGCAUCUGUUUUGGGCAAAAUAUAUCUGCUAAUAGCUUUCGGCGUGUUUCUGCUCAGAUCCGUCAAAUUCAACCUGUUUGUUGAUGGCAGCGAUGAGGUCCAUACUGUCAAGAAAAGCGUUGUCAAGAAGUGUAAUUACUUCUUGUUCGUGUACGGCUUUGUUUGGCAAAGCGUGUUGAUGUGGUUAAUGGGAUGA